AUGCCGCGCUCGUCCAACGCGUCGCGGCUCGACCUCGAGUCCCGUGGCGGCGGCGAUCGCGCCUCCUCCCCCCAGAGCGCGAAGACGACGUCGUCGACGUCGUCGCGCGCUUCGCCUCGGGAGCCGCGCCCGCGCCUCUCUCGCGCGUCGUGGUCGUCGUCGUCGUCCGCGACGACCCCUCCGUCGCUCGUCUCCAUCGACGACGUCUCCAUCUUGGACGCGUCGCCGAUGUCGCCGCACCCGCUGUCGCCGCGACGAAAGAGGAAGCGCGCGCCUCCGUCGCAUUCGCCGCCCUCCGCCGCGUCGCCGUCGCGGCGCGCCGUCGGCGGCGAGCUCGCCAAGUUCCGCGCGGUCCUCGCGAAGAACUGGACGCUGAAGACCAGAGGCGCGAGCUUCUUCUGCUUCCUCCUCGAACUCCUCGUGCCCAUCGCGUUCGUCGGUCUGAUGUGCCUCCCGAGGGCGCUCAUAUCCGACGAGUCGCACGGCGUGGCGUUCCACCGCCCGAACCCGAUCCAGAGCCUCGCGUGGAGCGGCGUCGCCCCGGGCGGCGGAUCCGGCGCGUAUAAAGUCGUCUACGCGCCGAACGUCACGAGGUAUCACCGCGCGACCGCGGAGGCGGCGGCGAUCGACCUCGUGUGCGGCCCUCCGUUCGCGGUCGACGAGGGCGAAGGCGGCGGGGGCAGCGGCGGCGGGAGCGGCGCGUUCGUUCCGAGUUUCAUGCAGCAGGUCGCGCUCGCCGCGGCCGUGGAGGUGGACGCCGCGGCGCUGACGAAUGAGUUUUCAAUCGGCGGCGGCGGCGGCGAAUCGGCCGGGUCGCCGCUCGACGCCGCGUUCGCGACGUGCCAGCGCGACCCGUCCUCGUGCGUGGACGCCGCGGCCGGGUUCUUGAAGCCCCGGGAGAACGGUAUGCCUCUGGACUCGCCGCUGUUGUUUCCGCCCGCGCUUCUGCGCGCGACGCUGUGCUCGGUCGGGUGCGUGAACGCGCCGAGCUGUUACCGCCCGGUGAUUGAGACUUUUUUGGUCGGCGCCGUCGACGAGACGGAAGCGAUUCGCAUCGCGUCCGCCGCGGCGUCGAGCGACGCCGACCCGGGCGUCUUGGGCGUCGUGAUCCUCCCGAACGAUCUGUCCCCGAUCUCGCGCGAUAUCACGUACAGCGUGCGCGUGAACGCGACGGACGUCCCCACCGGGGACGAGGGCGCGCGGUGGGCGAGCGAAAAGUUUGAACGCUGGGUCGUCGGCGAGAGCGCGAAGUGGAAGAAGUACUACGCGUUCGCGAACCUCCAGCGGUCGUUCGAUCAGUCCCUCAUGCGCGUGUCGCUCGUCGACGCGUCGACGACCGGCGCCGCGGAAGACAUCGCCGUCGGGGCGCUGCCGCCGGUGUCCUUGCUCACCGCCGUGAAGGCGUUUCCGUUCCCGGAGUAUUCCACCAACUUGGGGUCGACGUUCGCGGCGGUGUUUUUCGGCCUCGUGUUCGUGUUCACGUUCGUGACGACGGUCAUAACGACCGUGAAGGGCAUCGUCGUCGAGAAGGAGCUGCGCAUACGCGAAGGGAUGAAGAUAAUGGGCCUCGGCGACGUCGUGUAUUGGAGCAGCUGGUCCGUGACAUCGUACGGGGGUUUACUCGUCGUCUCCGCGCUCGUCGCGCUCGUCGGCGUGUACCCGUUUCAGCACACGGACUGGACGGUAACGUUCGCGUUCUUGGCGUUAUGGACCGCGCAGCUCGUGACGUUCUCGUUCACUCUGAGCGCGUUCUUCAGCAGCGGCAAGAUCGCCGCGAUCGCGAGCGCGCUGCUCUACGUCCUGACCUGGGUCCCCGGCGUCGCCGCCGUGGCGUCCGCGCCGAACGGGACGACGUCGUGGCUCUUGUCGUGCGUCAUGAUGCCCGCGUCUGGGAUUUACAUGUGGGGAUGGGCGGUGUCGAUUCUCGAGAACGCGCAAGAGGGCGUGCGUUGGGACAACAUCCACGUGAAUUUACUCGACGGCGACGAGUACACUGGCGAGAAGAGCGGCGUGUUCGGCACCGGGUUGAUCAUGCUCGCGACGCUCCUCAACUUCGUUCUGUACGGCGUCCUCGCGAUGUAUCUGGAUAAGGUCGUGCCCGGGUCGUACGGACGCGCGGAGAGCCUCUUGUUCUUCGCGAAGCCGUCAUACUGGCGCCGCCGCCGCGGCGCGACGCCGCGCGCGACAGACGCGGCGACCAUCGCGGACGACGCCGAGCCCGACGCGGCGACGCUCCCCGGCGGCGUCGAGCCGGAAUCGAACGCGUCGUCGAGCGUCCCGGUCGCGAUCAAAGCGGUGAACCUUCGCAAGAUGUUCGGGUCGACCGUCGCGAUCGACGGUCUCAGGUUCACCGCGCGCGCGGGUCAGAUCACGUCCCUGCUCGGGCACAACGGCGCGGGGAAGACGACGACGAUCUCGGUGUUCACGGGGAUGAUCGCGCAAGACGCGGGGGACGCGUUCGUAAACGGUCUGAACGUCGCGACGGACGUUCGAUCGAUCCGCGGCGACCUCGGCGUGUGCCCGCAGUUCGACGUGCUGUGGCCGACGCUCACGGUGCGCGAGCACUUGGUUCUGUACGCGCGGAUACGAGGCGUGCGCGCGCGCGAGAUCCCGGGCGAGGUCAGCGCGAAGAUCGACGCCGUCGGUUUGACGCCGAAAGCGGACGCGCAAGCGGGGACGCUGUCCGGGGGGCAAAAGCGCAAGCUCUCCGUCGCGAUCGCGUUCAUAGGAAACCCAUCCGUGGUCAUCCUGGACGAGCCCACGAGCGGCAUGGACCCGAAGAGCCGCCGCGCGACGUGGGAGGUGAUCCAGGGCUUCAAGCGCAUUCGAGGAACGUCGAUCCUGCUCACCACGCACUUCAUGGACGAGGCGGACGUCUUGAGCGAUCGCGUCGCCAUCAUGUCCAGCGGUAAGCUCGCGUGCGUCGGGUCUCCGCUGUUCCUCAAGACGAAGUUCGGGACCGGCUACACGCUCACGGCGUCGCUGAAGCCGGACGCGAACGUCGACGAGGUCGCGAAGCUCGUGACCGACGGCGUUAAAGGCGCGCGGUUUCUGUCGCGCUCGAACGCCGCGGCGACGUUCGCGCUGCCCGCGCGAGAGCGCGGAUCGUUCGCGAAGAUGCUGUCGUCGUUGGAGAAUAAGCGAGAUGCGCUGCGCGUGGACACCGUCGGCGUGAGCUGCUCGACGCUCGAGGAGGUUUUCCUGAACGUCGCGGAGCUCCACGACGCGACGGACGACGCGGGCGAAGGCUCGGGGCGCGAAUCGCGCGUCGCGUCGCCGGCGCUGGCGCCGGCGCCUUCGGCGACGUCGUCGCCGUCCUCCGCGCUCGCGCCGCCGCCGCGCGCGGUCGAGAACCCGGAGUCGUCGUCGAGCGUCGCGUCUACGCCGCCGCUCGUGCACGGGCUCGCGCUGACGUGCGCGCAGUACAGAGCCGUCCUCGUGAAGCGCCUGACGCACGCGCGGCGGGAUAAGCUCUCGCACGUCACCAUGUACCUCGUCCCGUUGCUCUUCGUCGUCUUGGGACUGGUCGUGUCGAAGAUCAGCGCGGACGCGGCGAGAGACCCGCCGCCCGCUGUGAUGAACGACGCGUCGUUCGUGGGCGAUCUUCCGCUCGCGUUCGCGACCGCCGCGGGCGCGAGCGUCGCGAAGAGAAUCCUCGCGAGCGCGUCGAACGCGCGGACGUUGCGCGCGUUCGAAGAGAACGAAAUCGCGGAGAUCGAAACCGUGAACGCGACGUGGCACUGCUGGAACGCCUCCGCCGUCCUCGAUUCCUGCGAACCCGCCGUGGAGGCGUGCGAUCAGUGCACGCCGCUCGACGACGCCGGCGCCACGCUCGACGGCUUCUUGCUCGAGAACUCCGUCUCCGCGCGGAGCUCGUGCGUCGGCGGCGCGCACGCGUUCCCGACGUGCGCGGGUCUCUUCGCCGGCGCCGCGACCGGGACGUUGCGUCUGUCCGAAUCUUCGAGGGUGUUCAACUACACGAUCGCGGUGUCGUCCACGGCGUUCCACGCGCUGCCGUCGACGAUGGCGUCCGCGCACGACGCGUUCUUCGCGGCUCUGCACGCGACGAACGCGAGCGGCGUCGCGGCGGCGUCGAUGACGACGAUCAACCAUCCGCUGCCGACGACGCCGGAGAAGAAAGCCGAGCAGGCGAUGUUGAUGCAGCUCAACGUGAGUCUGUGCGUGAUCAUGGGCCUCGCGUGUUUGUCCGCGUCCGUCGCGGUGUUUCUCGUGUGGGAACGCGCGUCCGCGUCGAAGCACUUGCAGACCGUGAGCGGUCUGCACCGCGGCGUGUUUUGGGCGGGGACGUACACGUGGGACCUUCUCGCGUGUUUCCCGCCGAUUCUUUUGAUUUUCCUCGCGUUCGCCGCGUCCGGCCUCGACGCGUACGACGGCGACGCGCUCGCCGUGAUCGCGGUCGCGCUCGUGUUGUUCAUCACGUCCGCGAUACCGUUGGCGUACAUCUUCCACUGGCCGUUCGAGAACAACAUGGCCGCGCUCGCGGCGCAGAUGGGGACGUAUUUCUUCUUCGGCGUCGCGCAGCUCAUCGCCGGCGUCGUCCUCGCCGGCCUCGCCGCCGCGGGCGUCGCCACCGCGACGCGCGUCUGGGCCGCGUUGGAAGUUAUCUUUCGGUGGCUGCCGCACUACUGCGUCGGCCGCGCGCUGUUCACGCUGUCCGGCGAGAGCAUCGCCCCCGGGUCCGAGCCCGGCGCCGCCGCGAAGUCGCCGUGGAGCGACGACGUCGCCGGCGGGGAGCUGAAAGCGAUGGCGUGCGCGACGGUCGUCUACGGCGCGCUCGUCGUCGCGAUCGAAUACGGCGCGUUCAGAGGGAGCGCGUGGAGGGGCGCGGUCGGACGCGCGCGCGAACUGUUGCACGGCGGGCGGGCCGCGGCGCCGCCCGAGCAAUACGACGACGACGACGACGACGACCCGGACGAAGACGAGGGCGUCAGGGCGGAGCGACGCGUCGCGCUCGCGCCGGACGCGCCGCGGACGCAUUCGCUCACGACGCGACGGCUCGAGAAGCGGUACCCAAAGCGCGGCGGCGGGCACGUGCGCGCGGUGAACGGCGUCUCUUUCGCCGUGCGCGAGGGCGAGUGCUUCGGCCUCCUCGGCGUGAACGGCGCGGGGAAAACGAGCACGUUUAAGAUGCUCUCGGGGCACUUCCCGCCGAGCGCCGGGGACGCGAUCGUCACGCCGCGGCCGAGCCAGAGCGUCGCGGCGUCCUCGCCCGCCGCCGCCGCCGCCGCCGCCGCCGCGCCGCCGAGCGAGAGCUUCAGCAUCCUCACCCAGCUCGCGCGCGUGCGACAGCACGUCGGGUAUUGCCCGCAGUACGACGCUCUGCAAGGGACGAUGACCGCGAGGGAGCACCUCGCGUUCUUCGGGACGCUGCGCGGGUUAUCCCGCGCCGCCGCGAACGACGCCGCGUCGGCGCUCAUCCGACGCCUCGGGUUGGAAAAAUACGCCGACGUCCCCGCCGCGGGAUACAGCGGCGGCACGAAGCGGAAGCUCUCCGUCGCGAUCGCGCUCGUGGGCGACCCCGCGGUCGUUCUCCUGGACGAGCCGAGCACGGGGAUGGACCCGAAGUCGCGGCGGCGGCUGUGGCGCGCGCUCGCGACGGCGUCGCGCGGUCGGUGUCUCGUCCUCACGUCGCACAGCAUGGAAGAGUGCGAGGCGCUGUGCGCGCGCGUCGGGAUCAUGGUCGCGGGGAAGAUGCGAUGUUUGGGCGACGUCCAGGCGCUGAAGAGCGCGUACGGCGAGGGGUACACGUUAGAUCUGAGGGUACCGAAUGUUGCUGACGUGGCGCGCGUCCGACGGCACGUCGAGCGGGAGAUUCCCGGCGCGCGCGAGACGGAGGCGCACGCGUCUCGGGUGCGGUACCGCCUGCCGUCCAUGGCGCUCGCGCGAGGGGGGAAGGCCUCCGUCGCCGGCGCGUUCGCGUCGUUGGAGGGGACCAAGACGCGGCUCGGGAUCGAGGACUACCAGCUCGGGCAGACGACGCUCGAGGAGGUGUUCCUGCGGUUCGCGGAGGAAGCCGCGGACGCGGACGACGACUGA
Molecule: messenger RNA, 6057 nt
Organism: Micromonas pusilla CCMP1545
Lineage: Eukaryota; Viridiplantae; Chlorophyta; Mamiellophyceae; Mamiellales; Mamiellaceae
Product: ATP-binding cassette superfamily
Exons: 1
Coding region: 1-6057 (2018 amino acids)
Biological process (GO): lipid transport; transmembrane transport
Cellular component (GO): intracellular membrane-bounded organelle; membrane
Molecular function (GO): lipid carrier activity; ATP binding; ATP hydrolysis activity
Source: RefSeq, a predicted model, not a curated record